GGUCGGAGUGCAGCUCCACACUGUGUCCCUCAUCAUCACAGCCACCAGCAGCCAGCAGUCAGCAGCAUAUCUGUUCUUCUCUGCUGGUCAUUUACCGUCAGACAGGCACGGCAUAUCGACAUGGGUGUAGAAGUUGAGACGAUAUCUCCAGGCGACGGGAGAACCUUUCCAAAGAAGGGACAGACAUGUGUAGUGCAUUAUAUAGGAAUGCUACAGAACGGUAAAAAGUUUGACUCCUCGCGAGACAGAAACAAGCCCUUUAAAUUUAAAAUCGGCCGACAGGAAGUCAUCAAAGGCUGGGAGGAAGGUGUUGCACAGAUGAGCCUAGGCCAGCGGGCGAAGAUCACCUGCACUCCAGAUAUGGCAUAUGGAGCCACAGGGCACCCUGGGGUCAUCCCUCCUAAUGCCACACUCAUAUUUGAUGUGGAGCUGCUCAAGCUGGAGUAAAUCCUCCUCUUCAGAAGGAAGAAACUCUAACAAUCUGCCCCACCAUGGAAAUGCUUCCUGUGAAUUUAGGGUCUCAAACUACACACUCGGAAUAUUCUCGUCUUCGUCGUCUGCGAUGUGCUGCAUAUUUGACCUAGCUCCUUUUAAACAUGUGCAACACUACAAAUCUAGUUUGCUUAUAAGCAAUGUCAUAUACAUUUUCAUAGAGUUAUUAAAUCGGCAUAAUGUUUUGAUUUGACUCGAAACUUCUGCCUUACUGUAUUUAAAGUGGAAGAAUGGAAUAGUGUAAUAGAAGUGAAAGCUCUGCUCUUCUGUAUAUUAAGGGGCAUUAAAAACCACAGUCUGCAUUGCCACUUUUUGAUAUAACUAUGUCCAGCUAAAUGCAUAUGAAACAAUAAACACGUUUCUGUACUUAGUAAUAUUUGAUAUGUAUCCCUCGCUGCAAGAAUAAUAGGAGUUCACACACCCUUGCCUAUGCCUGGAACAAACUGAACACUGUACCAUGGAGUGCUUUGGCUUCUCUGAAUAUUUUAUCAAAUGAAUCUUAAUAAAUAUAAUAAUAUUUGGAAA
Messenger RNA from Tachysurus fulvidraco (yellow catfish), 1017 nucleotides. It is a transcript of the gene fkbp1b, whose product is annotated as FKBP prolyl isomerase 1B. Bases 121 to 447 code for a protein of 108 amino acids. Gene Ontology annotation, molecular function: peptidyl-prolyl cis-trans isomerase activity. The transcript has 4 exons. The record is from RefSeq and is a predicted model, not a curated record. NCBI's taxonomy places the organism in Eukaryota, Metazoa, Chordata, Actinopteri, Siluriformes, Bagridae.